Molecule: messenger RNA, 567 nt
Organism: Lecanosticta acicola
Lineage: Eukaryota; Fungi; Ascomycota; Dothideomycetes; Mycosphaerellales; Mycosphaerellaceae
Source: the annotation of a GenBank genome assembly
AUGCAAUACAAUUCCAAGACGAUUCUCGCCCUGCUGGCAACAGCUUACCUGCCCUCCGCCUUCGGCUGCCUGCACUUCAACGCUACUCUCCACGUGGGCCCAAACCAAGCCACCAGCGCCCAAGGAGGAGUAGAUAUCGCCAAGGAGAAGCUCAGCGGCCAGGACGUCUCCACCAACGAUCUCCGUCUCGACGUUUAUCUCUGGGACGACGUUAACAAUGACCAAAUCGUCGAGCCCCUCAGAGAUAAUUUCUGCUCCGGUGUCGAUUUGAAGCCAUACGCCGACAACACCUGGACUGUGCCUUGCACACCAGUACAAAAGGGCGUCGAGCUCGACGUGUACUUCAACCAAGACAUCACCGAGGGAGGUGUGCUUGUUGACAUCCUCAAGUACAACAACCCAAGGGCGCAGUCGAAGGCUGGGCAUGACAAGGAUAAGGAUCUUUUGUACACCUUCAGGGCUACCAGUAAGGAUGGGCAGGGAGAGUUCUUCGAGACGGAGUUUGCCUGUGGAGAUUGUACGACCUCUGACGGUGUGCUUGUUAAGUGUGGAAACACCAAGGUCUAA